This is a messenger RNA of Zea mays, 1661 nucleotides long. Its product is annotated as CID11. Gene Ontology annotation, molecular function: RNA binding. The record is from RefSeq and is marked validated. NCBI's taxonomy places the organism in Eukaryota, Viridiplantae, Streptophyta, Magnoliopsida, Poales, Poaceae.
ACCCCUGCAGUCUGCAGCAUCCCCUUCCCCACUCCCGGCUGGUCUGCUGCGGCCACCCCUGCGCCGAUCCACCUCCGCUGCUUCCUGCCUCAAUAUAUUCGCCCGCCUCGUCGCGUCCGACCCCGCCACAGAAGGCCUUCCAGAACCCUCCGACCCCUCACCUCCGCCCCGCUCCACUCUCCUCCUCCUCCCGGGCCGGCCGACUCCGAUGGCCGUCGUCGAGGCCGCCGCCGCCGACCACGCCGCGCCGCCGCUCCAGGAGGAGGCACCGGGCGCGGGCGCGGGCGCUGGCGCCGACGCCGGGGAGCGCGAGAUGCGGGAUCUGGAGGACCUGCUCUCCAAGCUCAACCCCAUGGCCGAGGAGUUCGUCCCGCCGUCCCUCGCCUCCCCCGCCGCCCUCACGCCCGCGCCGCUCUCCCCCGCCGCCUACGGCUUCUACCCGGCCGGCGCCGGCUUCGCGGUCGCCUCGCCGGGCCACGGCGGCGUCGUCGGCUUCCCGGCCGUCGCGGACGCCCACGCCGCACGAGGCAGGAAGAAGGGCGGAGCCGGAGGAGGGUUCAGCGGCCACGGUCACCCCGCCAGGAGGCGGACCAACAGCCGCACCAGCAUGGCGCAGCGCGACGAGAUCAUCCGCCGCACCGUCUACGUCUCCGACAUCGAUCACCAGGUUACUGAAGAAAACCUGGCAGCACUAUUUAUAAAUUGUGGACAGGUUGUGGACUGUCGCAUGUGUGGAGACCCAAACUCAGUCCUUCGGUUCGCCUUCAUAGAGUUCACUGAUGAGGAGGGUGCAAGGGCUGCUCUGAAUCUGUCAGGAACUGUGCUCGGAUAUUAUCCUGUCAGGGUUCUGCCAUCGAAAACUGCCAUUGCACCAGUCAAUCCAACAUUCCUACCCAGGUCUGAUGAUGAACGGGAAAUGUGUGCGAGGACUAUUUACUGCACAAACAUUGACAAGAAGGUCACUCAGGCAGAUCUGAAAUUGUUCUUUGAGUCUAUAUGUGGAGAGGUCUUUCGGCUGAGGUUGCUUGGUGACUACCAUCAUUCUACUCGCAUCGCUUUUGUGGAAUUUGUGAUGGCAGAAAGUGCUACCGCUGCCCUGAACUGCAGUGGCGUGAUACUGGGAUCCUUGCCAAUAAGGGUGAGCCCCUCGAAGACUCCCGUGCGUCCCCGUGCGCCUCGCCAGCUGAUGCACUAGAGGUGUCCUAGGUACAGGAGGUGCGGAAGGCACUGCUUAUAUAUCAUCAUCAUAUAUAUAUAAUAGAGAAUAGACAUAUAUGAAAGAGGGGAGGGGAAAAGUGGCGUCACUUGUUCUAAGUUAUGGGCUCGGCCUUUUUGUUUUGGGUUCUUGCUUCACCACCGUGUGACUGAGUACUAAAGUGCCUACGUACGCCCCGGGUCGACGCCGGCUGGCAGGGCCCUUUUGUUUACUACCUUGCACAUAGAAGGAGAGGAGAUGGAGAGCUUCUCACUAGAAGGAUCGGAAGCGCGCGCGGGGGGGUCUGCCUGAUGCUCUUGUCCUUGAUGCAACAACAGGCGGAAAACUCCUGGACUUUUACCCUGCUGUUCAGUUGUUUGCUGCUGUGUCCUGGUUGCUACUGAAACAAACUGGUUAAAAAAAACUUGGGUAUUGGAGACUAUGUGCCCUGCCUGUUGGUUUGGUU